Messenger RNA from Mytilus trossulus (common blue mussel), 2550 nucleotides. Its product is annotated as protein toll-like. The transcript has 2 exons. NCBI's taxonomy places the organism in Eukaryota, Metazoa, Mollusca, Bivalvia, Mytilida, Mytilidae. Bases 172 to 2199 code for a protein of 675 amino acids. Gene Ontology annotation, cellular component: extracellular matrix. Gene Ontology annotation, molecular function: protein binding. Gene Ontology annotation, biological process: signal transduction. The record is from RefSeq and is a predicted model, not a curated record.
UGCCUUUUCAUAUUCACUAAACACUCUUCGUCCACCAAUAGAAUUGUCGAAUAAAAUUAAACGAGGAAGUCUAGUUUGUAUACAUUUUAACUAUUAUAGGUAAUCUACUACUAAUUCAUUUUGGGUUUAAAUAUCAGCCAGGACACAGAUUAAAGAAAUUAAUGACAGACAAUGAACAUGCAUCAACUGCCCUUGUUUGCACUACUACUUCUGCUAGUACCCUUUGUGUCAGGUCAGUGUUCGGAUCCAACCGUCACCAAUAUUGAUAUGUCCAACCGUGGUAUAACAGAAAUCGACGAGUCAUUGUUCACAAACUGUAAUCCACAAGCUAUAAGUAUUGAUCUGUCUGGAAACCAAAUAACACAUAUAAAUGCAACUUCUUUCGCAUCCUAUGAUGGGGGACUCAAUCAGAAGUAUAUUCCUUUGUUUUACCAACUAAAAACGUUAAAUUUAAAUGAUAACCAAAUUAGCUCAAUAGACCAUGAUGCUUUCAAAUAUACAAAAGUUCUGGAGACACUGAACAUGAAUAACAAUCAUCUCCAGUCAUUAGAAUCUGAGGUCUUUGAACCAAUUGGCGAAAAAUUGGUCACCUUGGUGCUGUCACAUAAUAAAAUAUCAUCAAUUGAUGAAAAGAUGUUUGGAACCAACCUAAUAUCACUUCGUGUUGUCGAUCUUUCAUACAAUAAAAUGACUUAUAUGGAAGCAUGGCCGUAUAUUCCACCUUCUAUCAUAAGAUUUGAUCUUAGUCAUAACGACGUGAAUGAAUUUACCAAUCGUCUUAAUUGGACAUAUGACCUGCAGGAACCUUAUCAUGCCUAUGUUGAUUUAAAAUACAAUAAAUUUGCCAGAUGGGACGAUGAGUGGUUCAGGAGAUACCAAAAACCAGGCGGUGAUUUUGUUGGGGACUUUGUUACUUAUCGGCUGGACAUUACAAACAAUAACUGGACAUGCGAUUGCCAUAUGCACUAUAUGGCAUCAAAGAUUCAGGACUCGUUUUAUAGGUAUGCAGAAUCCGAACUUUUACAUGUUGAAUGCGGAAAUCCACCCAAUCUUAGUGGACAACGUCUCAUGAACGUGGACCUGAACGAGUUUAAUUGUGACGUAGCAAACUGUUCAUUUGGAUGCACGUGUACAAACAUAUCCGAAACUCAAGUUUUACAAGUAGAUUGCAUGAAUGGAAACUUAAUUAAACUACCGAUGAAACUUCCAAACAUUCCAGAUAGAACAAUUAUGUUAGACGUUUCUAAUAAUAGUAUUUGGAAAAUAGAUCCAAGACCAUAUGUUGACCAACUCGUGAAACUUAAUGUAGCGAACAAUAAACUUGUGUUUAUCGAUCAAGAGACUGUCAAAAAUAUGACGCAGUCAAAGUUGUCAAUGAAUAUAUCGAAUAAUAAUCUCAAGUUUUUGCCAAACUCUAUUCAAAAUGUACAAUCUAUUUCCAUUUAUAACAAUCCAUUUAUGUGUGACUGUAAUAUGACAUGGAUGAAAGGAUGGCUUGAACUGGAUUCUAUAGUAGAACCGGAUAAGUCCGUUACAUGUAAAACAAAAGAAGGAGACGUCCAUAAGAUAAUUGACGUUACAGAAAGCUUACUGGACUGUAAUUAUGAUACUGAAAUCGGUUUGGCAGUUGGUUUUGGUAUUUUGUUGAUUCUGGUCGUGAUAGGGAUCGUUUGGGCUAAGCGUUGUCCAUAUGAGACAAAAGUUCUCGUUUUUAAGUUUUUUAGAAUCCAUCCUAGUGAUAAAUAUAAGAUUGACGAAGAAGUGAAAUCGUACGAUGCCUACAUCUCAUUUGAUGAUGAAAACAUACACAUACGACAAUGGGUGACAAGAAAACUGAAGAAACGUUUAGAGGAGAAGAAACAAGAACUCUUUAUACCGGUCAUUCACGCGACAUUGGGCGACGAUAGGGCAGAUCAGAUUGUCAGAUCUAUGGAAAACAGUAAAAGAGUGAUCAUUAUACUUUCAGACAAAUAUGAUGAAAAUGAAUGGAGUGUUUUUGAAUGUCAGCAGGCGGAAAUGCUCAAUCCUAAUGAAGGUAGAAUUAUAUUCAUUAAAUAUCACCCUGAAGCUGAGGACAUGGUACAAAAAGAACCAUGGAAAUCUCGUGUAAAGGAUAGGAAAGUUUUAGCAAUAGGCGAAAAAUCUAGUGAACAUCGAUGGUUUUGGGACAAACUUAAAUAUGAACUUCCGGUAAAAUAAUUAUUUAUUAUAACGAUAUUACAUAAAACAAAUUCUAGUCAUUGUGCAGCCGUCUCGACAUCAAAGUUUGAUCUCAGUCUUAAGAUUGUUACAUCGGACAAAAAGUUGCGUCGUCCUGAAGGCUCUGCUUCAGAUUUCUGUGCUGAAGCUGCUGGUUUAUUUUUGCAAAGAAGAACAAUCUCAUCAUAAAGAUACAAUUUUUACACAUUUUAGAUAAAUAUACAUUAUUUAUGGUGGUCAGACGAACGCGUAAAUUAAAAGGUGUUCAUUAUAUACAGUAUACCGUGUUGUCAGUUAUAUGUACAGGUUAUUGUUGAUAUUAAGUGUUUGAUAUUAAAUGUUGAAUUCUAA